This is a messenger RNA of Drosophila teissieri, 1900 nucleotides long. RefSeq lists its product as uncharacterized. NCBI's taxonomy places the organism in Eukaryota, Metazoa, Arthropoda, Insecta, Diptera, Drosophilidae. Bases 34 to 1788 code for a protein of 584 amino acids. The record is from RefSeq and is a predicted model, not a curated record. The transcript has 3 exons.
AAACGUUAAUACGCCACGGUCUCUGGAUGAAAAAUGUUGGCCCUUGUUCUUCUGAUUGCCAGUUGUUUGGCCAUUCAAACGGCAGCCACUACGACACCAAUUCCCGCGGUCUACGAAGCUGGUGAUGCAGCUCCUGCAGGAUCGCCAAAUAAAGCGGAGCCAGGAAAGAGCUCCUCCGAAACAUCGAAAUACUGCGACCGCUCCUUGUGCCUCCAUGACCUCAAACAUGUGGCUUGCAACGCAUCAACCGAUCUGCACGACAAGUGCUCUCUAGACGCUGAGAUCCUAGAGAUAACCCCAAAGGUUCAAAGAUUUCUACUGAGGCGUUUCAAUGAGUUGAGGGAUAGCGUGGCCAAGGGAGGGUUCAACGGAUUGAGUCCUGCUAGCCAUAUGGGCACCUUGAAGUGGAAUUCGGAACUGGCCUACCUAGCUGCCUUCAAUGUGAGGGAUUGUGUCUUGAGACACGACGAGUGCCGAAACACGAACUUCACACAAAACGCUGGCCAGACGGUUGGUUAUCGAGGCAUUAAAGGAAAAGUCCCAGAGUUGGAGGACACCCUUAGGGACAUCAUAGCUGUGUGGAUGCGGGAGAACGCCGGAACUUCGAUGGUGAACAUCAUGAAAUAUAACGAGCCAGAAAUUGGGACGCCGAAGUACAACUUCAUACAGAUCGUGUUGGAGAACGCUGAAUUUGUGGGUUGUGCCAUCGUUCAGCAGUCCCGGAACGGCUGGCUUCAGACGUUCUUCACGUGCAACUAUGGAAACGCCCCCGUGGUGGGUUCGCCCGUCUACGAGUCCGGGCAAAAGGCGGCGGAGGCCUGCAAGUCCGGAGUGAACCCGAAAUAUGUACAUCUCUGUGCGGAGUCCGAGGUCUACGAAAAGGUUACUCCAAACGGAGGGAACGCGUCAAAUGCCGAAAAUAAAGCGAGAACUCUUGGGAAACGAGACUUCGUCAUGCUCAACAGCAAAACCGAUGAUGCCGAUUCACCAGUUUUACAACCUAGAAGUGGUUCGCCCGUCUACGAGUCCGGGCAAAAGGCGGCGGAGGCCUGCAAGUCCGGAGUGAACCCGAAAUAUGUACAUCUCUGUGCGGAGUCCGAGGUCUACGAAAAGGUUACUCCAAACGGAGGGAACGCGUCAAAUGCCGAAAAUAAAGCGAGAACUCUUGGGAAACGAGACUUCGUCAUGCUCAACAGCAAAACCGAUGAUGCCGAUUCACCAGUUUUACAACCUAGAAGUGGAACCCCGGCGGCUGAAGGAGGAGUGGCGGCACCAGCAGCCGAUGGAGCAGCAGCGCCAGCCGCCGCCCCAGCAGCCGAGGGAGGAGCAGCUCCACCUGCCGAAGCAGGAGCCACUCCAGCAGUCGAAGGAGCAGCUCCGGGAGUCACUCCAGUGGCUGGAGAAGGUCCCGCUACCGCACCUGCAGCUGGAGGGACACCCGGUUCCGGAUCGCCGGGAGGGGGUGAAGCUCAUGUCGAAGGGCUACUGGAACCCAAGCCGACGCCCCUAGAGAAGGCUGCGCUGGAGAAGAAAUUCGCCCGGUUCCUGGCGCUGAUGAAGCGGGCUGAGAUGUUUCACGGUCGCCGAAAGAUAGUGGUCAUAUCCAGCAAUCACGAGGUGGAAGAUGACCGCGUGCAGCAAGAAGGCGGGCAAGCCGAUUCAACUAAUAGCCCCAUGGAAAGCGCUUUCUCCAGCCGCGGUGGAAUAAUGAGAAGGUCGAAAAGUAGCCACGGACGCAGUCGCAGGCCAAGUUCCUAUUGGGCUCCGCAAUGGAUAGCUAUACCUUGAAGGCCCAAAGUGCAAUUCUUAGUGUAACCUGAUUGUAUAACCAUUGCUUAAAAGUCAAAUGUUUUAAAUUAUAUUGAAACAUAAUAAAAAGUUGCACAAUCUUAAUGUUAAA